GAAAGGAAGUUUUACAUUUCACGCGGGUUCAUAAAUACGCAAUUCUUAUAUAAUUUAAACCUCUGGCAUACGUGUUCUAGAUACAGUCAUUUCGACACUGUGAGAAAUAGUAUAAAAUUCCUUAACUCAACAGGAUAGUUUAUGUGGACAAAUUGAUUAAGAUGUUUUCUACCAACGCCGGUAUGUGUUUGCUCGUGAUGAAUAUAGUUUGCAGUAUCGCAGCAUUGAACAAUAAGUCAUGUGAAACACCCGAUUUUCCAGAAAACGGGUUUGUUAUAAUAAGUAAGGGCGAUCCCACUUUGGCAGUUUAUUUAUGUAGCUCAGGCUAUGUUUUGAAUGGACAGUCACAUAGAGUUUGUGCAAGUAACGGAGAAUGGGAUGGAAGAACCCCUAGCUGUCUUUUAGAGACGAAGGAAUCAUCCUCAAAUGUGGCUGCUAUAAUUGGUGGACUUUUAGGUGGAAGUGCCAUAUUAGGAUUAACAUCAGGCGCGAUCGUAUAUUUGAUUAUGGGAAGAAAGAAAGACAAAAGCGGGCCAUGUAUCACUUUUUGUCCGAAAAACAUCAACAACGUACAUGAUGACCACAGUUCUGUUAACAAUACAACGAAUGUCGUCGGAAAGAAUAAAAAUCAGUUCCUACAUACGAUCAAAAAUAAAUUACUUGGUAGAAGUAAACAGGCGCCUAGCCGUAAUGAAGAGGAAAUGCAUGAAAUUGGUGAGAAUACUAAAUGGGUAUAAAAACAAAUUAUUUGACAAGCAUGAUAAUUAACAAUAUUUUUACAAUGAUGCUAAAAGAAUUAGCAAAAUUGGAAGAAUGAAACUGGCAUGAAUGUGAAAAUAUAUAUUACACAGGAUUUUGAUGAUUUUUUGUUUGGUGAAAAGAAUAAAUGUAUUUUUUUAUAUUUUCACAAAAAUAUCUUAUACAGGAAUUCUUAAACAAAAUUUUUUAUCAUUUUUUUUUUGUUCGUUGGACCAAACAAAUUUAUAUUUUUUAUAUUUACAUGAGAUAAGGAACCAAAAACAUUUUUGUCCUAGAAUAGAUGUAACAUGAUUUUUAUAUCAUGAAAUGUGCUUUUGUAUAGAAGUUUUGUUCGAUUGAUCGGUACAGAAUAUCUUGUACAGAUUUUUGUUGUACGGUUGAGAUUUUUAAAAAUGUAAAUUUACUUAGUUUCCUUCAUCACGCAAAUUACAAAUGUAAAACAACGAUGGCACUCGCGUGAUUUUCUCUGUGAAUGUGAACCUUUGUGUGCAGUUAAAAUAAACAAUUACGUAUCGCAGUAACGCAAUAGAUAAAUAAAUAAAUAUUCGCACUAUUUUCAUUUUAAAAAGUCCAAGACCGAAUAUCAAGUGAUACAAAUUUUUUAACUUUAAACUUCUUGUCAGAUUUGUUAAACAAAAAUAUGGAUAAAUUCUCCCAUUAUGUUAUCCUCUCGUUACGCUGUAAUGGAGUAUUUUUCCAUUUAUACUGUAAUGGGCUAUUAUCUCCCAUUCUAAUUUUGGGAGAUUUCUUCACUUUCCUUAAUUGGUUAGAUCCGCCAAGGGGGGAUUGCAAAUGUCUUUAGAUAUGUAUAUUUAUAACUUAUAAGUUCAUUUUAAUCAUAUACAAUAAUCAAAACAUGUGAAAAUAUUUAGACAUGUUUUUAUGCUCCCCGAAAAAUUUCAGGGGAGCAUAUAGUCGGCGCCUUGUCUGUCUGUCCAUACGUCCGUCUGUCCGUCUGUUGUCUUGUCCGGAGCAUAACUUGAAAACCCUUGGAGAUAAUUUGUUUAAACUUCAUACAGUGGUAGAGGGCAUUGAGGGGGAGUGCAGUGUUAAAAACCAUAACUCUAUUUUGCCCGGUUUUUGAAUUAUCUCCCCUGAUAGAAAAAUCCUGUCCGGGACAUAACUCUAAAACUAUAAUAGAUAUCAACAUGAAACUUUGUAGGUGAAUAGAUCUCAAUGGGUAGAUGUGCAGUGCAUAAAAACAAUAACUCCUUUUGUCCUAAUUUUGGAGUUUUUGCCCUUUGUUAAUUUUAACACUUUGAACUUUGUCCGAAACAUUAAGCUAAAACUGUAAGAGAUAUCAAGAUGAAACAUUGUAGGUAGAUAGAUCUCAUUGUGUAGAAGUGCAGUGCAAAAGAACCAUCUCUCUGUUAAGCCUCAUUUUUAAAUUAUCUCCCCUUAUAGAAAAAUCUUGUCCGGGACAUACUCUUAAACUAUAAGAGAUAUCAACAUGAAACUUUGUAGGUGAAUAUAUCUCAAUGGGUAAAUGUGCAGUGCAUAAGAACAAUAACUCUUUUUUUCUAAUUUUGGAGUAAUUGCCCUUUGUUAAUUUAACACUUUGAACUUUGUCCGGAACAUUAUUCUAAAACUAUUAGAGAUAGCAAAAUGAAACAUUGUAGGUAGAUUAAGGUACAUUAAGUAGAAGUGCAGUGCAAAAGAACCAUAACUCUGUUAAGCCUCAUUUUUGAAUUAUUUCCCCUUUUAGAAAAAACUUGUCCAGGAGAUAGCUGUAAACUAUAAGAGAUAUCAACAUGAACCUUUGUAGGUAGAUAUAUCUCAAUGGGUAGAUGUACGUGCACAAGAAUCAUAACUCUGCAUUGCCUGAUUCUGGAGUUAUUGCCCUUUGUUUAUUUUUACUUUUUGAAGUUGUCCUGGACAUAACUCAGAAACCAAAAGAGAUAUCAACAAAUAACUUUGUAGGUUGAUAUAUCACAUUGAUUACAAGUGCAGUGCUAACAGAACAGUAACUCUUCCUUGCCUAAUUUUGGGAUUAUUGCACUUUGAACUUUUUCUACGGACAUAACUCUGAAACUACAAGAGGUGUACUUUCCUGUGUCCAAAACCUAUUCGGGGAGCAUCACCCGGCUCAAACGGGGCUCUUGUUUUUUUCUGCCACGUAUUUUUUCUGCCAUUUUAUGAAAAUUGGUAGAUCUCCCAUGGGACACGUAAAACCCAAUGUGAGAAUUAAACAAAUCACAUGGGGUGCCAACCUUUGACUGCUUGCACAGCGCUUAAUUGUUGUUAUCUUUAUAUAAACGGCCAAUUAUCGUCUACUUCCAUCCAAGUUACUCUUUGAUUUAACUUUUUGUAUUGAAACUGUAUUCAGAAGGAUAGUUGAGUUUGCGAAAAUUCAGGAUUUGUAAACUUAUUCCGGAGACUGUUUACAUUAUUUUCGGAAACAAGAAAUGUAAUAUUUUAUUAUUUUACUAACCAUGCCAUCAUUCACAAGUAAAGUAUAUACAAGUAUCAGAGAAUAAUGAGUUUAUCCUCUCUGUUGUAUUUUCUAUUCAUAUUAAUGUAAAUUAUGCGGACAAUAUGACAUUAGCUAUAUGGAUAUGCAGCGUCUUGAAUUCGUUCAGACUGUAUUGGUGAUGAUGCAGAUGUUUUUUCAAGCAGUCCUGCUGAAAAGUUGCCAUAAGUAUUACCAUGUUGGUGCGAUGUACGUUGGGUGUAAUGUAACUUUAGUAUUUAUAAGUUUAUGCCUUAUCACGUUUUUGCAUUAUACAUCACUGUACAUAUUAUAUUGAAGAUGUAUUGUUCAUGACAUAAAUUCCUGUUCUCAUCGUGAUCCGACGGUGGCAUGCAGGCGACAUAAGAAUCUUUUCUACUUUGUUAAUAAUCUGAUGCUGAAUAAUACAAAAUGUUUAUAAUAUGGCAAUGUAACUGAAAAAGAUAUGGUUAACCUAAACGGGCAAGUUGGAUAUUUGAAGUUUACCUUUACUAAUGGCUUCAUAAUUUACACGCUUACGUAUCAAUACAAAGUAAAUGGUAUAACAAGAGAUCAGUAACAGCUAAUUAUGAAUUUCUCUGUGUCACGAAUUUUUUAAAAAGUCAUAAAUCGAUGUAAAGCAGUGAUAUUAUUUUUAAUAUAAAGAUAUAUUUAUUGUUAUACCAAGUGCAAGGCAAAAAGGAAAGUUAAGAGUAUUGGCUCGAUUACAAAUUACGAUAGUUAAGUCCUUGUUUCGUAAAUGUCGAAGUAUUAAAGGAACUCCACUGAGGUUCAUAAGCCUAAAACGUAACAUUUUAAUUUUUCACAUAGAUAAACAUGAGCACUUUAAACAGAAUUAUGAAUAAAACAUAACUAAGAAAUACACAAAAAAAUGCAUUGAAAAUCAUAUGUUUGUGCUAUUCUCAGUCCGAUUUGAGUGAAAAGCGUUUAAACGCUUUUCAAUUUUGUGUCAUUUUUCAUUAUCAUAAUAAUUAUUCUGAAAAAUCGGAGUGAGCUAAUGAUCUCAAAUUUUGCACAUAAUUUAUUAGAAUAGAUCUACAUCAAAUGGAGUAAUAAUCUCAAAAAAUUAUUUCCAAUCACGUUUUGUCAAAUAAACCUC
This is a messenger RNA of Ruditapes philippinarum (Manila clam), 4307 nucleotides long. Its product is annotated as sushi, von Willebrand factor type A, EGF and pentraxin domain-containing protein 1-like. The coding region runs from base 162 to 737 and encodes 191 amino acids. NCBI's taxonomy places the organism in Eukaryota, Metazoa, Mollusca, Bivalvia, Venerida, Veneridae. The transcript is spliced from 9 exons. The record is from RefSeq and is a predicted model, not a curated record.